Molecule: messenger RNA, 2138 nt
Organism: Protopterus annectens (West African lungfish)
Lineage: Eukaryota; Metazoa; Chordata; Ceratodontiformes; Protopteridae
Gene: SECISBP2
Product: SECIS binding protein 2
Exons: 13
Coding region: 58-2058 (666 amino acids)
Biological process (GO): selenocysteine incorporation
Cellular component (GO): ribonucleoprotein complex
Molecular function (GO): selenocysteine insertion sequence binding; ribonucleoprotein complex binding; mRNA 3'-UTR binding
Source: RefSeq, a predicted model, not a curated record
ACCACCAGUCCAGUCCUUCCACCACUCACAACACGAUGGUUUGGUUUGCUCCGGAGGAUGGAAUCAUCAUCAUCAGGAAGAAUACUCAUCCAUGUGCAGUCUUCCAUGAUCAAAUUGCAACUACGAUUAUUUAAGGAGGAGUUUGAGGCUCGUCGUCACGUUAGACUCGUCAGUCAUGUGACUGCCUGCCACGCCAUCUCCAGUAACAUUUCUGAACAAAUAAUGCAGGCUACGGAAAAAAAACAAAAGCCUUUGAUGAACAGAGCUGCUGCUCCUGUUACACAUUCUUGGGCAAGGAUAGUUUCGCAGUCACCCAAGAAGGCAAUGCCUGUGCCUGUACCAAAAGACAUACCCGAUGUACCAUCCUUGAGUAAAGAAAGACCCAAAAAUCGAAUAAAAACUCAGGUUGAAAGACCAAUUACCACCACUGAUGCUGAUCAGGAAGGUCUAUCUGAGAAGAAGAAGAAAAAACGAAAGAAAAAAAAGAAGUCAAAGCAACCUGAAAAUGAUGGAAAGACUGAAGAAGCCAUUGUUAUACAAGAACCUCCAAAGUUUGAAGAUUUUGAAGAAUUUCCUGAUCUUUCUUCUGCCUCUACAAACCUCUCAAGAGCAAACAAGUGCCUCUUUUCUUCCAACCUGAUCCCCAUGCAUCAAGCUGAGGCCACAGUAGAUAAAGACUCUGGGACACUUCUAAAUCAAACAAACCUCUCCAGUGGGGACGCAAAUACUGUAAACCCCCAAAGAGCCAAAAACUCUGCAUCAGUCUUUGCUCAGGAUAGUAGUGUCACCACUGCAGAAACUAAGAAGUCACAGGAGUCAUCCAAAAAAAGUGGCAAGAAGAGUGUAGCUCCAGUCCAGCUGUCCUUGGGAGACAUGCUAGCGGCACUAGAACAGAAGCAACAAGUGCAAAAAUCAAAGCAAACUGCUAAACCGAUUGUCCUCUCAGUUGGGGGUGCCCGUCCAGUUAUUCCCAAAGAACCAGCUGUACCAAAAAAACAAGCAAGCCAGGGUAUGGUGCCACACAACCCUCUGGAUUCCAGUGCUCCCUUGAUUAAAAAAGGUAAACAACGGGAGGUCCCAAAGCCUAAGAAACCAUCACAGCUUAAAAAGAUCAUAUUAAAAGAGAGAGAAGAAAGAAAACAGAAACGCUUGCUGGCAGAGAAAAGAGUGCCUUUAUCAGAUAGUGAAAACAUUAACUUAAAUAGCCAACAAGAGCAGCGCAAAUCAUCAGAAGACACAGUUUCUGCUGAAGAUUCAAGCAUAAAAGAUACCACCCUGAGUGAGAACACUGAUGAAACUUCUUUGGAUCAGAACUGUAUAGAAUCACACGUUUCAGAUGUAGACAGUCCAUCCGAUGAGAUAGUUUGUCAUAACCUUCCAAAGAUUCACAGUAGGAGAUUUAGAGAGUACUGCAAUCAGGUUCUCAGCAAAGAUAUUGAUACAUGUGUAACAGAGCUACUGAAAGAAUUGGUUCGCUUCCAAGACCGUUUAUACCAGAAAGACCCUGUGAAAGCUAAGACAAAACGCAGAAUUGUUAUGGGCUUAAGAGAAGUUUUGAAACAUUUGAAACUCAGGAAAUUAAAAUGUGUGAUAAUUUCACCUAACUGUGAAAAGAUUCAGUCCAAAGGUGGCUUAGAUGAAGCCUUGCGAAUCAUCAUCGAUACUGCCUGUGAACAGAAUAUCCCAUUCAUCUUUGCACUGAAUCGUAAAUUUCUUGGUCACUGUGUAAAGAAAGCAGUCCCUGUUACUGUGGUGGGAAUCUUCAGCUAUGAUGGUGCCGAGAACUAUUUUCAUAAAAUGGUUGAACUAACUACAGAUGCACGGAAGGCAUAUGAGGACAUGAUUGCUUCUUCAGAACAGCAAGAUGAUCAAACUGAAGACACUAAAGAGCCUGUGGAAAGCUUGUCCCGUCAGUCAGAAGACACUGCAGUUUCAAGUAGUACCAUUAUUAGCCGGUCUUAUGCUGAACCCGAUGAGCCAGAAUACAUGAAAAUAUGGAAGAGAAUGCUUGAAAAAGAAUAUUCAUCAUUUUCAUUUCGGAUGAGUGAAACUCCAUAGGUGAAAUAUUGGACUUAAAAUCUGUUCUUUCAGCUGAAGAACUUUAUUCCGAAUGAAAUAAAUUUGGAAGGCUUACCUCA